AUGGUUGAUGAAUGGGCGAAUGCUACAAAGGUCAUUACAGAAGUUGCAAGAGAAUCUGUGAAAACGUCUUCUUUUGAAAAAAAUGAAGGGCUUCCACCUCCUCCAAUGGACGAAGGAGCCUUUUUUGCUACACCUACUUCAAUGGAACUGUCACAAAUUUGCUUAUCUUGCUUUCUUCUAUUGCCAUUUGGGAGGUUCUUUGACGGCAUGGAUGAUGAUGGAAGAAAUAAGGUGAAGAAGCCCCGGUUCGUUGUGCUAUCUAUUUUGCAUGGUUUGAGAAAGUUGGAGUUUCAUUGCAGAGUUAAUUUCAGCUGUGGCCCAUACUACUGUGGAAUUCGAACCAAAGAAGCUUUUGAACGUGAUAUUGUUGAUGGACAUUACAAGGCAUGCCUUUAUACAAGAAUCAAAAUAAGCGGCAUCGAUAGAGAAGUGAUGCCCAGCCACAGGAUCACUGACAUUGCUGUGGUGGUAGUAUCGUUUGAUCCCAAGCCAAUUUAG
This is a messenger RNA of Fraxinus pennsylvanica, 498 nucleotides long. NCBI's taxonomy places the organism in Eukaryota, Viridiplantae, Streptophyta, Magnoliopsida, Lamiales, Oleaceae. The record is from the annotation of a GenBank genome assembly.